Messenger RNA from Dromaius novaehollandiae (emu), 2094 nucleotides. It is a transcript of the gene WBP1, whose product is annotated as WW domain binding protein 1. The coding region runs from base 213 to 1244 and encodes 343 amino acids. Gene Ontology annotation, molecular function: WW domain binding. The transcript is spliced from 4 exons. Lineage: Eukaryota; Metazoa; Chordata; Aves; Casuariiformes; Dromaiidae. The record is from RefSeq and is a predicted model, not a curated record.
UGGCCGGAGGCGGCGGCGGGGGGCGGGAGCGGCGGCCCGGGAGUGAUGGCGGCGGCGGAGGCUGCGGCCCGGGCGGCGGCGGCGGGCCGGGCGGCCGGGAUGGGGGCGGCGGCGGCGGCGGCGGGGGAGCGGCUGCUGCUGCGGGCGGCGGGGGCCGGGGCGGCGGAGCGGGCGGUGCCGGCGCGGGGCCGCGGCGGGCUGUAGGCGGCGCCAUGGAGCGGCCCGGGAGCGGCGGCGCCGAGGGGGCCUGGGCCGCGCUGCUGGGCCGGCAGCACCAGCAGGCUCGGGAGUACUGCCCGGGGGUGAACAACCAGCCCUACGUGUGCGAGACGGGGCACUGCUGCGGAGAGACCGGCUGCUGCACCUACUACUACGAGCUGUGGUGGUUCUGGCUCCUCUGGACCAUCCUCAUCCUCUUCAGCUGCUGCUGUGCCUACCGGCACCGCCGGGCCAAGCUGCGCCUGCAGCAGCAGCAGCGGCAGCGGGAGAUCAACCUCAUCGCCUACCACGGUGCCUGCAACUACCCCACCUCCAUGAUGGAUCUCAGGAUGCUGGCUUCCUUCAAGCUGCCUGCCUACGAGGAGGUGGCCCACCGCCCCAGCACCCCGCCGCCGCCCUACAGCGCCAUCCUGGCCCAGCUGAGCGGGCCGCACAGCCGCCUGGGCUCCAGCACCCUCACCCUCUCGCCCAGCUCGGAGAACUACACCAGCUGCUCGUGCGAGUCGAGCUGCGCCACGUCCCCCAGCAGCACCUCGCUGUCGGUGCAGGUGACGGACGAGACGGAGCGCAGCCGGGCCAGCACGCCCAGCGAGGAGGGCGGCACCAGCAGCACCGGCACCGGCGGCAGCUGGGAGCCGCCCGAGGAGCCGCCGGCCCGCGAGGCCCCGCACAAGCACGCCCUCUUCUCCUCCACCGUGGACUUCUUCGAGGCCGACUGCCACCGCUGCUCGGACAUCGAGGAAGGGGAGGAGGAGGAGGAGGAGGAGGAGGAGGAGGAGGGCGGCGCGGCCCGGGGCGACGGCGGCGAGCACUUCCGGCACCGGCGCCUCACCGGCGACUCGGGCAUCGAGGUGGGGCGCUGCCAGGAGGAGGAGGAGGGCGGCGAGGAGAGCGAGGGCGAGGGUGCCCAGCUGCUGGGCAAGGCCGGCCCCGCGCCGCCCCCGCGGGCCCAGCGCCGCAGCCUCUGCGGGCUCCCGGGCGAGGCGGGCGCCGAGGAGCCGGGCUCGCCCGCCCUGCCCGUCUGAGUGGCCGCCACCGCCCCGCCCUGCCCGCCCGCCCCGCUGCCUGCUCGCUCGCCCGGCCCCACUGCCCCGGGGCGGUUGGGGGGCUGCGGCCGCUGCCUUGGGCCCUGCCCGCCCCACUCGCUCCGCCCCACCGCGGCCUUGGAGCAGCGAGGCCGGGGGCACGCGCGGUGCCCGAAGCCGCCCCUGCUCAGAGGGCCCGGGGGGCGCGUGGCGGAGAGGGCUGGGCCGCCCACCCCCGGGGGGGGAGUGGGGCUCCCCGUGGAGCUGGCACUGCCCUCCCUCCCCAGCCCCGUUACCAGCAGCAGGCUCUGGCAGCGCAGGGGGGCCAUCCCUCGCCCCCCCCCCGCCCCCUGCCACCUCUGCGGGCCCGGCAGACCCGCUCGGGGGUGUGGACUCUGGCCACGGAGCCCCCCGGGCCGGGCCGCCCUCCCGGCCUGCCUCGUCCCGGCGAUGUGUGUGUUCCUCGCUGCGCUCUGUCGUGUUGGGUACGUCGUGUGGCGCGGCUGCGGGGACCGGGCCGCGGCGGCGUUUCGGCGUGUUCCCAGCUGGUGCCCCUUCCCCGCCACGCUGCUUCCGGGAGCUGCUGGGGCAGGGGCAGCAGCCCGGACCCCCCCACCCCGGGCCUUCCUCGGCGGGGGAUGCCUUCCUGCCACUCGGAAGCCAAUUCUUUCCGUCCCGUGCCGGUGGCUGGCGUGUGCCCCCCCUGCCGCCAGCCCCGCUCCAGGCCCCGAGGCCUGGCUCCGCUGCCUUGGCCCGGGGAGAGGGGCUCUGCCUCGGCCUGCAGGUCUGUGCUCUGGGUGACAGUAAUCCAAGUAGCGUUCUCUCAUCAUUAAAGAGAUGUGGAAUUACG